Messenger RNA from Eleginops maclovinus (Patagonian blennie), 2040 nucleotides. Its product is annotated as T-cell surface glycoprotein CD3 epsilon chain-like. Gene Ontology annotation, cellular component: external side of plasma membrane; alpha-beta T cell receptor complex. The coding region runs from base 183 to 683 and encodes 166 amino acids. NCBI's taxonomy places the organism in Eukaryota, Metazoa, Chordata, Actinopteri, Perciformes, Eleginopidae. The transcript is spliced from 5 exons. The record is from RefSeq and is a predicted model, not a curated record. Gene Ontology annotation, molecular function: transmembrane signaling receptor activity. Gene Ontology annotation, biological process: positive thymic T cell selection; cell surface receptor signaling pathway.
GAGAAACAGAGCAUAGACAGAACAAGUAGAAGACGGAGGUGAACAACCAAGUGUUUUCUUUGAAAUCUUUUUUUGUCUUAUUGCACAAGAAUCUUGAUGUUUCAUAUAUAUUGUAGCGGAUACAUUAACAAAUCUGACCUGUAAAGUACAAACUCAAAAAAAACAGACGUUGUGUGAAGAAAAUGAGCAGCAUGUGUGUUCGGGCCGCGCUUGCAGUCCUCCUCCUGUUCAUAGCUACCGUUGAUGCUGGUGAAGGAGGAGUAACAUUCUGGAGAAAAAACUUCACAAUGACCUGUCCAGAAUACGGGGGCUGGUUCUUCAAAGAAAAAGAUACUACAUUUAAAGAAACUGCGUAUACUGUCACGUAUAAUGAGAUAACUAAAGGCCUAUACUUCUGUAAAUACAAUGAAAAAAAAUAUUAUUUCUACGUGAAAGGAAAGGUCUGUGAGAACUGCUUUGAGGUGGACGCAACUCUGUUUGGGCUGGCCAUUGCUGUGGACGUGAUAGGGACAGCAAUUGUGAUGAUCAUUAUCUACAGGUGCACCAAAAAGAAGAGCUCAGCUGUACCCACUCAAACUUCUAAAGGAGUCCCGGCUCCACCUGUCCCAAAUCCUGACUAUGAGCCUCUUAACCAACACACUCGCUCCCAGGAUCCUUACUCUACGGUGAACCGGAUGGGAUAGAGACAAGUUACCCGACUGCGGCAGGUCGCUGGUUUACCUGCUGCACAGACGGAGGCAGACAUUCGGAUGAAAGGAUAGAUGAAAAGAGUUUAAUUUGUUUUGUUCAUAGUAUGUAAAAGGUUAAGCAGAAAAAUACAUCCAGGUUCGUCUUAUUUAAGUAAUUACCAACGAAACCUGUAAAAUAAAAUUGAAUUGAUGAAAUAAUAAUAGGAAAAGUAAACACAAAAAGAGUGUAAAAAAAAUGUGUAAUGCUACUCAUCCAUGUAUUUAUUGUCAUUAUAAUCUAUGAACUCUUCCAACUGUCUUGGGCUAAUGCACCGACACCGAGAGCGCAUAAAAACUGGACAGCAAAAAAGCCAAACAAAAGCUUAAAGUAACAUAAAAGUGGUUUAAACGACGGUUUGAAUGCAGACUUGACUGACUACUGAACGACAAAAAAAGGCAAAAAACUUAAGCAUCAACCUUGUACUCUGUGUAGAUACUCCUACAUUAAUUAAACAUAAUACUACUUAAAGGCUUUCACGUAUAUCGCCAUCGAAGGAAAGCAGUUCAAUUAAGGGUCACUUGAGAAAGUGUUUUGGAUUUUCUAAUUAUAAAUGUUAUCUUUUAAGAAACCGAGCAAAAACAUUUCCAAUCACGUCUAAUGUGUGGAAGCAGAAAUCAAAAGAAAAAAUAAAACCAGAACUAUUUGGUUGGUUAGCGAGCUUUAGAGGUUAGCGUGUAAACAGAUUUUAUUUUUAAAUAUACAUAAUGUACCUAGUGUUUAUGCUUUUUCUGAAUGUAUGUAUGUUAAUGAAAUGAUUGGUCUAAGCAUUGAGGUCGUUGGUACAGUUGCACUGGACUGCUCUGUAUUCAGAGAUGUUUCUAAUAUUCUGACCCCUCAUGUUUUUCACAGGAAGGACAAAAGAAUACAAACAAAAUCCAAACCAUCAUUUCUAAAAUAAACACAUGAUAGAAACUGUGAUGUUAUCAGCUCAAUAUAGAUGGCAGAGUCUGUGUACUGGGUUGCAUCAGAUUGUACGUCAUGAAGAAGCCCCUAAGAGUAAAUAUAUAUCUUUAUAGUGUAGUCCCACUUAUCCUUAAUAUAAAACAUCUUAUUUACAACUGUAAAAUAAAAAAAAUCAUGUUGUCAUUUCCUUUACAGAGAUAGUAAUAUCGAUGUCCUUGUAUAUAAUGUAUGUUUAUGCAAUUCUAGGUUCUGAUUCGCAAGUUAUGUUUGUCAUACAUGUCAAAUGUUGGUGCACAAUGUCAUUUUGCUCAUCUUUUCUGCUUUUUUAAAAUUUAAUUUCCUGUAUUUUGAUAUCCCUUCUACUGUAAUUACACUGUAAUGUGUCACUAAUAAAUAAUUCACACCCAA